AAGGGCCUUCUGACCAUGACAAUCUGUACCGCCUCGCCGGCGAGUACUCAUCUGUAACCACAUUUCACCGCUAACGGGGUUCUUUGCCAUUGUUCCAGAUACCACUAGAAGCCGACUGCCUUGAGAGUGACUCGGAGAGUGGGGAAUAUCUGGCUUAGAUUUCCAGAAUAAUGGUGUUCCUGCGGGUACAUAAGGGCGAUCCAAACACGCACUCCACACAUUCCUCAAAUGCCUCCUCCUCCCGGUGGGCCUGGUCCAAAUGUCCAAGUUGUGCAAGCACCGAUGCCUCCGGCGGCAUUCAUGUUCUUCAUGCCCAUAGAUGAAUGGGGCCUUACUUUCGAUUUAUCGACUAGGAUUAUGCAAGACCCACCCCCAAAUGGCUGGGGAGUCAAUCGUUCGACCAUUUAUUCAAGAAUAGCGAGACGCCUUCAGCGACAAGGGUUUUAUCACGCCCAAUACUCAGUGUACAACUGCCAGAACAUCAGCGGCCUUGCCGUUUACCACUACAUGUGCAAUCUGCGCGUAAUCGAGCCAGCGGGCAUAUUUUCUACGGCGGUCAGCAGAUUACAGAUGUUUCACAUCGACCACCACACAAUGAUCGCCACUAAUGAAGUGCGGCUUGGUGGCAAUAUGGCUACUCAUCUCACGGGCACCACUCCGGCGAACCUUGUACCGAAUCAUGUCCCUUCAGCGCCACACCCGUUGGACCCCAGUUGGUGUUGGUAGGCCUUAGUAGGAUUCCAGUUUACUCGGUUUACCGUGGUGACUCUGCGCCAACCCUCGUCGCCUCAUGCUCUUGGCACCUGUCACCCGUCUUGCCACUUGCGAUGCUAUCUCUUUUUCAUCCGUGGUUGAACUGCUCUCUCUACGCUCUCGGUACUACACUUCUAAUGCUAUGUCGUCCAGAAUUGCUUUGAACUAUGUC
Messenger RNA from Rhodofomes roseus, 925 nucleotides. RefSeq lists its product as uncharacterized. The coding region runs from base 229 to 726 and encodes 165 amino acids. The record is from RefSeq and is a predicted model, not a curated record. NCBI's taxonomy places the organism in Eukaryota, Fungi, Basidiomycota, Agaricomycetes, Polyporales, Fomitopsidaceae. The transcript has 6 exons.